Messenger RNA from Aspergillus costaricaensis CBS 115574, 1721 nucleotides. RefSeq lists its product as uncharacterized. Bases 228 to 1685 code for a protein of 485 amino acids. The record is from RefSeq and is a predicted model, not a curated record. NCBI's taxonomy places the organism in Eukaryota, Fungi, Ascomycota, Eurotiomycetes, Eurotiales, Aspergillaceae. The transcript is spliced from 2 exons.
GUGGGAGCUGAGUAGGAGCUGAGCAAGGGAGAUCUGCGCAUCGCACAGGGUAAAUCUCCCGUGGUUCUCUCUCACACCUCACUUACUCUCGUUCUCCCACCCCUCUCUCUUCCCUCAUUCUUCAACUUUCGCGUACCCUCUCUUCUCUUCGCCGUCUACUGUCCAGAUUCUUCAUGAGCAUGAGCGACUCCUGAGAGAGCUGGAUCACGUCAGGCGCUUGUUGUGUCAUGCCAGAGCUUGCUCAUCCAUCCCUGUCUCCCUCCGAGGACUGCAGCCCCCGCGUCCAUCCCCGUGAGUCCAUGACGCUCCGUCACCGCGGUGCAGGCCGAUCUGCAACCUUUGCAGAGGGUACCGCCAACCUGCGAAAUCAACGUCGCAAUUCCACCUUGUCCGACACAGUAUCUGAGGCGCGGAACUCAAUUCGGUCAUCCACGGACGACAUACUUUUCCCACGUGCGGCCAAGAGAAAUGACGUGAACCUGACAAAUGAAGAAUCACAUUGGCAUUCAGCACCCUUGGGCCUCGCUUUAUUGCCUGCGGUUGCCGGAAUCUUUUUCCAGAACGGAAGUGCCGUGGUCACCGACGUCACCCUUCUAAUUCUCGCAGCGGUCUUCUUGAACUGGUCCGUUCGAUUGCCGUGGGACUGGUAUCGCUCCGCACAAGCUAUUCGCCAUGCAGAUAGGUUCUUUGACGCGACGGAUUCGCCAUUUCGAUCAGAAGCCGACGACCCUCCGUCCUCGCAGGGAGACAAAGGAGAAGUCACUGAGAGUGAUGGCCAAAAGCUCCGUGAUAGUGCUGCGGCAGCAGCAGCCAGUAGGGAGCUACAGAUCCACGAAAUCAUAGCUCUUGUGUCUUGCUUCGUAUUCCCAGUAAUUGGGACAUGGAUUCUACACGCCAUCAGAUCCAAGUUAUCGCGCCCUUCGGAAGGGCUAGUGUCCAACUACAACCUGACGAUAUUCCUGCUGGCGUCGGAGAUCCGGCCUGUCUCCCAUCUUCUAAGAAUGGUACAGGCGCGAACGCUCCAUCUCCAGCGAGUUGUCACAUUGUCGUCGGAAGACGAAUCAGACAGAAUAGAUGUGCAUGAUAUUGCGAAGCGCCUUGAGGAGCUCGAAGCCCACGUAGCGGAGACUGCUGCAGCACGUCUGUCAGCCAGUACCGUGGAUCAGGCGCAGCCACAUACGCAAGAUCUGGAAACGAUUCAAUCGGCAAUCACGCAAACGGCUGCAGAAGUGCGGAAGACCUUCCAAGCAGACAUUGAUGCGCUGAAUCGGGCCGUACGAAGGUAUGAAAAGCGGACCGCCGUUUCUGCCUACCAAACGGAUUCUCGUCUUCAAGCCCUGGAAACCCAGAUGCAUGACGCCUUCUCCUUAGCGGCAACAGCCCAUCGAACAAGCAUUCAACGGCCACAGGGAGCUUUUCUUAUGAUAGUCAAUGGCAUUUACGCUGCCUUUUUACUGCCUGUGCAGGCCUUCUUGUCCAUUGUCACUCUCCCAUUGCACCUGUCGAGAAGCUGCUUGCGUUAUAUCAAAGGCAUACUGUUCUCAAAAUCUUCACCAAUUCCUCCCCUCACUAAAGAGAAAACACCACACAGCAAACCACGAUUGGCGAAGAAGACAGCACGGUCAACCUCGGAAGAGGAGCGAAAAGAUGCCCGGGCCCUUGGUCAGAUCAAAGAAAUUCAAUAAUUUCUGCAACCGGCGUUUCACUUUGCCGAUCAUAAC